This is a messenger RNA of Dacryopinax primogenitus, 1212 nucleotides long. RefSeq lists its product as uncharacterized. Gene Ontology annotation, cellular component: SAM complex. Lineage: Eukaryota; Fungi; Basidiomycota; Dacrymycetes; Dacrymycetales; Dacrymycetaceae. The record is from RefSeq and is a predicted model, not a curated record. Gene Ontology annotation, biological process: mitochondrion organization. The transcript has 4 exons. The coding region runs from base 1 to 1200 and encodes 399 amino acids.
AUGGCCACCAUUGACCGUCCACUGAUACUCUACAUCUCUCCCCCUGCCUGGUCACUACCCAGCACGUCCGCCCACUCAAUCAUUGCACUUCUAUUUCUCCACAUCCACUUCCCUACAAAAUACGCUGUCGUAGAAUGCACAGAUCCCGACAUCUCCCCAACAGGCACACUCCCCUUUCUCGCACAUGUCCUACAUACGGUCGCACCCCUUGGCGAGAUAGUGGGAUAUUUGUCCACACUGGAUCCAGAGACACUCGUGCCUACUAAAGGGGUGACGGUCGACCAAGGCUUGACUCCCCUCGAGAAGCAGGAGACAGUCGCUUGGAAGGCGUACAUGGAUUCCAACCUUGGGAACUUACUUUCAUUGACAAUGUACGCUGACCUUCCGAACUAUGUGAGCACGACCCGCCCUGCCCUCGCGCGCAACAUGCCCCUCCCCAUGGUCUAUUACGUACCCCGGCGAAUACGGAAAGAGCAUACAGACCGCUUGGAGCAGCUUGGAUGGGGUAUCGCGGAGGAGGAGGUGCAGGAGAGGACGAAGAGCCAUCCGGAGAGCAGAGUUAUAAACACAGAUGAGCUGAAGAGAGCUUUCCGACGGGAUAAGCAUGUAGAGCGCGCCACACCGAUACUUGAAGACCUGUCCCACUUGCUGGGCUCAAGAGACUACAUAUUUCAAAACCGCCCCACAUUGCUGGACAUUUACAUGGCCUCUUAUCUCUCUCUGCUCAUCCUCCCCCCCUUUCCAGACAACUUCAUCUCCUCCCUCAUCCGUGCCUCCUACUCCAAGCUCUUCACCCACACGCACCGGAUUCUCGCCUUGCUCCCAUCAUGGCCGGAUGAGAUGCCCAAGCUGCCACCACCGCAGACAUCCCUGUUCGCCCCACUCACACGGACACUGCGCGCCAUACCGACGAUCGUACCUGUGCUCAAGUCGCGCAUGACGCCUCGAGAAGACCCGGCGCAAGCAACGGAGCAACUACAAGAGACCGGACUCUUCUCCGUCGGGAACCUCGUGUAUGCCGGCAUUGGCCUGGGUGCGGCGCUCGCUUUUGCAGGAGCAAGUGGUUGGAUAAGCCUCGCACCGCCCGAGGUUGAGUUGGACGAGAAGGUAGAGGCUAUCGUUGAGGAAGUGAGAGUGAUGGACGACGGGAGGACGGUUGUGGAAGAAAUUGAAGUGACUCUAGGAGUGAAAGAUGACUAGGUAUCCCCAAAC